AUGGAUUAUGCAAAUGAAGGUAAUUUAAGAAGAAACUUAACAAGAAUAAUUAAAAAUACUUGGUAUCAAAAAUUAUAUAUGUUAUAUGAAAUUAUUAAUGGACUUGAGGAUAUACAUAAACAAAAUCUUAUUCAUUGUGAUUUUCAUGAUGGCAAUAUUUUAAAUCAUAAUAAUCAUAAUAAUAAUAAUAAUAAUAAAGUAGAGUAUAAAGUAGAUGAAGUUUAUAUUAGUGAUUUAGGAUUAUGUCAACCUGCAAAAUCAUUUUUGAAAAAAUAUGAUAUUUAUGGUGUUAUACCAUUUAUGGCACCUGAAGUUUUAAGAGGCAAAUCUUAUACACCAGCUAGUGAUAUAUAUAGUUUUUCUAUGAUUAUGUGGGAAUUUACGUCUGGAGUACCACCAUUUAAUAAUAGAGCCCAUGAUAUUCAACUUAGUUUAACAAUUUGUAAAGGUGAACGUCCUGAAAUUAUUGAAAAUACUCCACAAUGCUAUAUAGAUUUAAUGAAUAAGUGUUGGAAUGAAGAUCCAUUAAAAAGGCCAUCAUCUGAAGAAGUGUGCGAUAUUUUUUAUGGAUGGGUUCAUUCUCCUUAUAAAAUUGAAAAUAUUAAUGAAUUAAAAUGCAAUCUUAUGGAAUUUAUAAAUGCACCAAUUAAGCAUAACAAUCUUGCUACUAAAUUUCAUCCACAAACAUGCUAUACAAGUCGCUUACUUGACUUUACUAGUAAAGAAUUGAAUGAAAUUCUUGAAAGUGAAGAUUCACAAACUUAUCACAUAAGCUAUUCCUCUACUGAUAUAACUGAAGAUUUGGAUGAUUGUACAAUUAUAAAUAUGGAUAUUAUUAUUAAAAGAUUUAUAGUAUUUUUUUAA
Rhizophagus irregularis DAOM 181602=DAOM 197198 is the source of this 864-nucleotide messenger RNA. The record is from RefSeq and is a predicted model, not a curated record. Lineage: Eukaryota; Fungi; Glomeromycota; Glomeromycetes; Glomerales; Glomeraceae.